AUGGCUGACGUCAAAAAAGCUUGCCUCGCUUCCAUGGGAUGUGUUCCCCUCGGGAGGGCACCAAAUGAAGUACAAAAUGGCAAAGACUUCUACAAAUACUUCUUCACCCAUCAUCAAGACCUAAGGAAAUACUUCAAAGGUGCUGAGAACUUCACCGCUGAUGACAUCCAGAAAAGCGACAGAUUUGAAAAACUUGGAACUGGUCUGUUGAUGUCCGUUCAUAUUCUGGCCAACAUCUAUGAUAAUGAUAUGGUUUUCCGUGCCUUUUGCCGUGAUCUGAUGGACAGACAUGUUGGCAGAGGAGUUGAUCCUGCUUUGUGGAAGGCAUUCUGGGGCGUCUGGGUAGCAUUCUUGGAAAGCAAAGGAGCCGCUCUGAGUUCAGAUCAGAAGGCAGCAUGGGAGAAACUCGGAACAUUGUUCAACGAAGAAUGCCAAAAACAACUUGCCAAACACGGACUUCCUCACUUGUAA
Molecule: messenger RNA, 471 nt
Organism: Haemonchus placei
Lineage: Eukaryota; Metazoa; Nematoda; Chromadorea; Rhabditida; Trichostrongylidae
Source: the annotation of a GenBank genome assembly